UCUUCCUCGACACAGCGUCAGAAAUCACCAUUCAAUAUAUAGAUAGCAUAUACUCUAUGGUUCCCCUCUUCUUGUCCUCCUCCCUUCAAGCUACUUGUAUCCCGCUAUUCUGGAACGAAUAGCCUCGUGAAUUCUCUCUGGAACGAGAGGAACGAGUAUAUCCCGUCCCGCCGGUCAACACCAUCGUCCACCUAGCUUCCUAGCGUUACUUCCCUUCACCAACACCAAGCAGGUCUUGCCGAAGCCCAUUUCGAUUCUCUUGCUUGUUCAGCUUCCGCCAGCAUCACUCGACAGCCGGCCUCUCCCAUAUAAUACACGCCCUAAUACCUGUUCGGCCGCGCAGCACGCCAUACGCAAUCAUGUCCAACUCCAGAGGGAUCGAAACGCAUCUCGACUUCUCUGUUGGUCCCCAGCCCGGUAACUUUUCGCAGCAACGUAGUCCCCAGUACAAAAUCUCCAACGAAUCCGCAUCAGCUCUCGCCAAGGGCCACGGCGCUCCCGCAGAUUCGGGCCACGACGGCGGCUUCGUCGUCAUAACUCGCGGCGAGGCCACUGCUUCGGGGCCGCCCUCCGAGGCCACCGGCUCUGACGACACCGUCAUUGACAGCGCCAUCAUGAGAAGGGCCGCUGGAGCUCCAGCAGUCCUGGACUCUGCUCUGACCCAGAACAACAUCCAUCUCCACGAUCGUGUGUGCCCGCUCGGCACCAUGCCCAUAUACCAAUGGAUAUGGGGUCAGCCCUGCCCCGGUGGCUUCGAUAUCAAGGACACUUCGUCCAGGGAGAGCAUGAAGGUCCACGUCGCGCACUCACGCGCCAGCCAGGCAAUUGAUAUCCUGGAGAACGAAUACGGCGUCGUCAAUCACCCUCCCGAAUCUUUCAUCGCCUUUGCUGGCCACUGGGCCGAUGUCCCCGCCGGCCCUAUGACGUUGGAUGAUGAUGAAUCCGAUCCACUGAAGUGAGGAUUCUGCCCCGGCCUCGUCCUUUCUGUCGUCUCGUCUCGUCUCUGGUAGUGGCUGCCACUAUAGCCGACUCAUCCUUCCCUUCUGACGUGGGACCGUCGCCCGACUUCCCACAAUGACAAGGGAUAGGUCGACCAUGAGUUGCUUUUGGCUCGGCCAGACUUUUCGCGCGCAUAAAGGAUCAUGCUGUCAUGAAGCGCCGAAAAACCUCGCCGUAUUUUGGAAUAGCCCGUGUUGCUCGUCGUUGGUCGGCUUGUUUCUGGAUGAGUUUGGGUCCUGCUCAAAGGAUCAAACACUGUCAUUUCCCGGAACAAAAUAGAAACCUUCUAGUCCACUCCCCUCUUGUACGCUUUGGUAGUGCACUGGUGUGACGUCGGAAUGCCAAUCAUUAAUCUUCGCUUCAGUCGUCGUUGCGUUUUACCCCGU
This is a messenger RNA of Colletotrichum navitas, 1385 nucleotides long. RefSeq lists its product as uncharacterized. The coding region runs from base 360 to 959 and encodes 199 amino acids. The transcript is spliced from 2 exons. The record is from RefSeq and is a predicted model, not a curated record. Lineage: Eukaryota; Fungi; Ascomycota; Sordariomycetes; Glomerellales; Glomerellaceae.